Messenger RNA from Rosa chinensis, 321 nucleotides. Its product is annotated as mucin-7-like. The record is from RefSeq and is a predicted model, not a curated record. Lineage: Eukaryota; Viridiplantae; Streptophyta; Magnoliopsida; Rosales; Rosaceae. The transcript has a single exon. Bases 1 to 321 code for a protein of 106 amino acids.
AUGCUCCCGACCAAGACGACGCCAUGCUCCCCAAAGGCGACAUCUCCUCCUCCUCCCAAGUCGACGUCGUUGACGAGGACGACGAUAAAUGUCAUCUACUCCGCCUCUCCUUUCUCCAUCUCCAAUUCCCUCCCCAUCGCCAUAGUCACCGCUUCUUCCACCGUCACUAUCGCGGUCCCUACUCCGCUCAUCACCACUGCGCGGGCGACGACCACGACGGCGACAGUGGUUACUGUUAUUCCUCCGCCAAAAAAUGUUGCAUCUCGAGGGCCAGCUCUUUUGGAUCAGAUCAGUUCAGAGCCUAGUUUGAGGGCUUUGUGA